AUGUGCAUCACCAGAAGUCUGACAUAUUUGGCAUUAUUGGCUGUGGCCAAUGCAUCCACUGCAUCUGAUCCAAUUGACUCGAUUUCAAGCCAAGGAGCUGAUAUCCUGAACCGUGCUAAACUUACCGGUCAGACCGUAAGACAAUGCUCAUGCACAGAACAAAGAGUAUGUGUGGAGGAAAUGAAAAUUCAAGCUAAGGACUGUACAGUCCCAUGUUUCCAAAAGUUUUCAUCUAUCACUUCUCGUCCAAACGAUUUGAAAAAAUGUUUCGAUGAGAAAGACAAUAUCCUCGAAGAUUUUCUGACCUGCUUUGAGAAUCGUGUUGAAGCAUGUGUCGCCGAUCAACAUGGACCACAAAUCCAGAAAACGGAUAUUCGUGGAAUUUUCAAAGUGACUGAGAAAAGUAUUGCUACCCAGACGAAUACAUUCCAAACAAUGAUUAAACCAAUCAAGCACAUUCUCGAUGCGACUGGUGAUUUCGCUCUCUGUGUCAAAGAUUGCUUUUUGGAGAAGAAUAAGAGUGGAUUCUGUUUUGAUAGAAAAGGAUGUCAACCUUUGGUUGCUGAGACUAAAGCCAGACAAUCAUUCCGUGCUUGCACCAAGAAAAUGCAUUGGAAGAGAGAAGCUGGAGAGCUCUGUGAAUGCUCAGUCAAUGCAGGAGUAGAAGAGCUUCGUCAGUACUGUGCCAUGUUCAAGCUGAUGGGAAGACGUGCUCCAAUGAGAAAAUCCCGUGGAUAA
This is a messenger RNA of Caenorhabditis briggsae, 738 nucleotides long. Bases 1 to 738 code for a protein of 245 amino acids. The record is from RefSeq and is a predicted model, not a curated record. Lineage: Eukaryota; Metazoa; Nematoda; Chromadorea; Rhabditida; Rhabditidae. The transcript has 6 exons.